ACUCACUCACAUACAUAUAUAUGUAGCAUUUGUCGCCACACAGCUCCAUUAUGACAUCAUCAGUGACAUCACAAGUGAGUGAAAGCAUAUAAACCCCACAUUUCAGUUCAGCAGCUCAUUCUUGAUUAAUCACUCGUAGCGAUAGGUUGAUUGACUUAUGCUCUAAAAUUACCAACACAAUGAAGAGGAAAGCGAGUGAAGGUAUUGAUGACCAGAUCCUCGCCCAGAUGUUCCUGAUCAAGAGGACCCGCACUGAUGGUAAGGAGGUGAACUUUUCCACCCUCACCUUCCCACAGAAGUUGUGGCACAUAGUAGGGAACAAGACCUACAAGUCCAUCGGAUGGCACCAGUGGGGAACCUGCAUCAUCAUUGAUGUAGAGCUUUUCUCAGCUGAAAUUCUUAGUCGACAGGGAGAGCUAAAGAUCUUUGACACUUCAGUUAUGAAGAGCUUCAUGCGACAGCUCAACCUGUAUGGCUUUAAGAAGAUCAGAUCCUUGGAGGGCAGGUUAGAGAGCAGCGGUAUGGAUCAGCUGGAGUCUACUUUUAAGAAAGAAGUGUACUACAAUGGAUACUUCCGUAGAGAGCACCCUGAGCUCCUCAUCCAUGUGAAGCGCCGUUUGCAGGUCAAAGCAAAACGGAACUCUGUUUCUAAGUCCAUGACAUUGGCCUGCACCUCCCAAAGUCAGACAACUCAGUCAGGCCUGAUUGAGGAGGAGACCCGUAAUACCUCCAAGACCUCCUUGGAUCUCAGCUUCAGCCAAGAAGCCAUCAGUGAUGCUCCACCUGUGACCUCCUCUGUUGAUUCCAGCCUGGACUCUACCCUGCAGUCUCUUCUGGCCAAAAUGACUGAUUUGGCCCAGACCACCAGGACAGAUCUCCACCUGAAUGCUGCCCAGCUGCAGAGCACCUUGGCUGCAUUGAUUCCUUCAAUGCCACCAUCAGUGCUCGCUGACUUGAGCAGCCUGGUCUCCAGAGCACUGGCCCAGCCUUGCCCCAAAUGUGGGCACAAUCCUCUGUGCUCUGAGGACUCUGGGAAAGUUGGGCAUCAGUGAUGCUCCAUCCCUGACCUCCUCUGUUGAUUCCAGCCUGGACUCUAUCCUGCUGUCUCUUCUGCUGAAAAUGACUGAUUUGGCCCAGACCAUCAGCACAGACCUCCAAGUGAAUGCUGCCCAGCUGCAGAGCACCUUGGCUGCAUUGAUUCCUUCAAUGCCACCAUCAGUGCUCGCUGACUUGAGCAGCCUGGUCUCCAGAGCACUGGCCCAGCCUUGCCCCGAAUGUGGACAUAAUCCUCUGUGCUCUGAGGACUC
Molecule: messenger RNA, 1307 nt
Organism: Pygocentrus nattereri (red-bellied piranha)
Lineage: Eukaryota; Metazoa; Chordata; Actinopteri; Characiformes; Serrasalmidae
Product: heat shock transcription factor, X-linked-like
Exons: 2
Coding region: 180-1052 (290 amino acids)
Biological process (GO): regulation of DNA-templated transcription
Molecular function (GO): sequence-specific DNA binding; DNA-binding transcription factor activity
Source: RefSeq, a predicted model, not a curated record